UGAAGCUCGUUCCUCCAUCUCUUCGAGGAUCAGGAAGUGGACAGCAGCACGGCGUUGCACGCAGCCGCACUGCAUGCUUAUCAAUUUACAGAAAUUAUAAUGGGUUGUUAUGGUCUGUACGGCGUUUGAGCUGCAACUGCAAGUACCGUAGUGCAACUGCCAUACUACUAUAAAGUAGUAAAGACUAUAGAAUACGACACAGUCAGAGCCUCCAUGGUGUGUUUCUAGCGCAACAACUCCAAGACAAGAAACAUCAUGGAAGUGUUGUUGGACUUUGAAGAGUGUCUGCAAGACUCCCCUGUGUUCAGGUUGGCUGUGGAUCAGUUUGAAUCGGAUGCUGCUGUUCUGGAGCUGCAAAUAAAUAAGGUACAGAAGUGCUGCUCUAACAUGGUGGAGGCGGGACAAGUGUACAGCACAGCCAACCAGCUGUUUGUUUCCAGUCUGGCAGAGCUUUCAGGGCUCCACAAGAAGGAAGAUUCAAUAGCGAAUUGUCUGAGGCAAUUUGACCAGGGCCUGAAUGAGAUGGUAAACUUCCACACAAUUCUGUUGGAUCAGACCCAGAGAGCCAUCAACCACCAGCUUACCAGCCUCUUAAACCAGUUUUUCCCGGCCCUGGGCGAGAUCCGGAGGGAGUUUGUGCGGAUCGGAGACGACCUUGAGACGGCGGCUCUGAAAAAUGCCCAGGUGUCUCGCCACAAAGAGUCAGACACAGAGCGCGCUAGCCACCUGCUGAUAGCCACUCGCAAAUGCUACCAGCACUUUGCUCUGGACUACUGCCUGCAGCUCAACAAUUUCAAGAUUCAGCAGAAGGUGGACAUCCUCAAUUCUGUGUUCUCCUACUUCCAUGCCCAGUACACCUUCUUCCACCAGGGCUUCGACCUCCUCAAAGACCUUGAGCCGACAAUGAAAACCAUGGCAACGCAGCUGGCCCAGCUCUCUGCCGACUGCACGGUCAAACGGAAAGAUCUGGAAAAACAUCACCUUCUAGUGCAGCAGAGAAUGGCGGGACCCAUCGGUUCUGAGCACCUUACGGACCGCUGGAAUCUUCUGGUGAAGGAAGAGAUUGUGACUGAUGAGGACAAACACAUGGACAUUAAAAUGGAGGACCUUUCUCUCCAUGCAAAUUCUCAAUGUGAUGAACAGGACCAGUUUGAGCAGAAUGAUGCUCCUCCACAGGCGGAAGACUUGAUUUCUGAAAAUCCCAACGAACAGUUGAAUAUUGCACCAGAUGAGGAGGUUGAAGACAUGGAUUAUGGCUGUUUACCAGAACAGACCAAGGAAUACUCUGGAGACGACUGUGUUCCCGAACAGACCAAGGAAAACUCUGCAGACGACUGUGUUCUAGAGCUGCCAGAGAAAGAGAUGGGGGAUGACUGUGUUCUAGAGCUGCCAGAGAAAGAGUUGGGGGAUGACUGUGUUCUAGAGCUGCCAGAGAAAAAGAUGGGGGAUGACUGUGUUCUAGAGCUGUCAGAGAAAGACUUGGGGGAUGACUGUUUUCUAGAGCUGUCAGAGAAAGAGUUGGGAGAUGACUGUUUUCUAGAGCUGUUGGAGAAAGAGUUGGGGGAUGACUGUUUUCCAGAGCAGACAGAGAAAAACUCUGGCGAUGACUUUUUUCUAGAGCAGACAGAGGAAAACGCUGGAGUGGACAUUUUUCCAGAGCAGUCAGAGAAAGACUUUGGAGAUGUCCGUGUUCCAGAGCAGACAAAGGAAGACUCAGGAGAGGACUUUUUUCUAAAGCAGGCCGAGGAAAACUCUGUAGAUGACUGUGAUCCAGAGCAGACAGAGGAAGUCUCAGGAGAUGACUCUGUCCUAAAGCAGACAGAGAAAAACUCUGGAGUUGACUGUUUUCCAGAGCAGUCAGAGAAGGACUUGGGAGAUGUCCGUGUUCCAGAGCAGACGGAGGAAGAUUCAGGAGACGACUUUUUUCAAGAGCUGUCAGAGGAAGACUCAGGAGAUGAAUAUGUUCCACGGCAGACAGAUGAAGACUCAGGAGAUGAUAGUGAUCCAGAGCAGUCAGAGGAAGACUCAGGAGACGAUUGUAUUCCAAAGCAGACUGAGGAAGACUGUGUUUCAGAGCAGACGGACAAGCACUCGAAAAGUGUUCCAGAGGCUACAAUGGGAAAUGGGGGAUGGAAAGAGCGCAGGAGAUCUACCAGAGCAUCAAAACAAAAGGCACUUGAUGAACUGGGCAGGUCAACUGUGGCCAUGGAUACCAAAAAGAACCCCAAGAAACCAGGGGCCGGUGGAGAAGGUCCAAACACAAGCCAGACCGACAUCGAAAGUGAGAAUGAGAAUGUGGUCAUCCACUCCUCGGUGAAGAUUAAUGGAAGACGCAAGUCGAAGCUUCAAUACUGCUUGUUCUGCAUGAAGCCAGUUGCAAAGAUCUCCAGACACCUGAAGCAUACACACAAGUAUUUACCAGAGGUGGUUGACGCAUUUGGAUUCCCCAAGUGCUCCAAGGAGAGAAGGAAACGUCUUAAUUUUCUUCGCAUCCAAGGGAACUUCAAGCACAACACAGCAGUUCUGAAGUCAGGGAAGGGAGAACUAGUUCCUUCCAGGCGACCCAAGGGGGCGUCGAAACCGGAGGACUUCAAGCACUGUGGGUACUGCAAGGUGUUAUUUCAAAAGAACCGCCUCUGGCACCAUUCAAAGUCCUGUACAUUAAAGCCCACUUCCAUCACUACUAGCCCUAGAAACAUUGAAUCAAUUGGUUGUGUCACACCACACAUCACCAGGAAGGUCUGGAGAAUGGUCAACGCAAUGCCUGUCGAUGACAUCACAGCAGCGAUUCGGAAAGACAGAGUCAUCAUUCAGGUGGGUGAACAGUUGCUGGUGAAAUGCAGGAACUACCUGAAAGGGAGGAAGGUGGCCAUCGAGAAGAUGCGAGAACUGGGCGGGCUGCUGACUACUGCAAAGAAAGUCUCGUCAUUCAGGAAUAUGGAGGAUUUCAUUAACGCACAGAAAUACAUGGAGUUGGUUGAUUGUGUAAAGGCAACAUGUGAGUACAACAGUGUCACAGGUUCCUAUGGUAAGCGGGCUCUAAUUGAUAAGCUUGGAAAGGACUUGAUAAUGGUCAGCAGAAUGUUAAAGUCUAAAGCCCUCGCUGCCAAUGACAUGGACUCGGUAGACAAGGCCAGGAGCUUCCAAGAUGUCCACAAGGAGAGGUGGAGGGAUUUGGUCUUCUCUGCAGCCCCCCCCCAAACUGUUGGAAAGUUCACUGAAGAUGUCCAAAGACUGCAUCUAUUUCUGGGAGAAAAACACGAUGAAGGUAUGUGCGAGCUGCUCCGAGAGCCUUCCCCGGAGUCGUGGACUGCGCUGGUGAAGGUGUGCUUAACCCAGGUCUUCCUCUUCAACUUCCAGCACGAGCACGUCGUGUCCAGCCUCACCGUGUCUGACUUCCUGUCCAGCGAAGCCACCUGCUGGAGCCCAGAUCACUCCCUCACGGAUGUCCAAAAAAUAUUAAGCAGAAACUUUGCAAAAAUAGUUGUCAAGAAGAGUGACGUAAGUCCAGCUUCAGUUCUGCUUACUCCGAAGAUGCUUUGCACACUCAAUUUGAUUGUGGAGAAGCGGGGGGAGUGUGGAGUGGUCAAGGAGAACCAAUACUUGUUUGGCCAACCGUCUGAAUUGUCUCAUUAUCACUGCUCGGAGUGUCUCAUAGACUUUGCCAAGGUUUGUGGGACGAGGAGCCCAACAGUCUUGAUGGACACCGAGCUCCGGUCACACACUGCAAUUCUCUCCACAGUCCUCAAUCUGUGCACUACUGACACGGGGCUCCUUGCUGAGCUGGUGGGCCAUGACCUCGCUACCCCUCCAGGAUACUACUGUCCCCCACUGAAGACAUGCCAGCUUGCCAGAAUCGCAGAGGUUCUGCUCGCGCGUGAAGCUGGAGCCACAGGACAAUUCCAAGGAAAAUGUCUUGAUGCGAUCGAAGUGAACCUCCGAGAGAAGGUCUUCUUGGGACGAAUACGACGCAGGUUGGCGUAUGGUGUCACUGAAUGUGGGAGCGCGGAAGAUGAAGUGAUUCCAAACGAAGCUAAGAAAUGUGAACGUCCAAAAAACAUCCCAGAUCCAAGGCGGCGCAAGUGGAGGCAGGAGGAGGUCCAGGCUGUGGAGAGACACAUGAUGGCUCUCAUCACUUCGGGUCGGGUCCCGGGUUGUCGCGACUGUUACAAGUGUCUGUCGGCCGAACCCACGGCCCUGGGUCACAGGGACUGGAAGAGCAUCAAAUACUAUGUCUAUAACCGGAUCAGGGCUUUAAAGAGGGAUGAGAGGACGUCACCGAAGUAACUCUGGAAGCCUUUAUAUCUGUUUCUAUACAUGGGACCCCAACUGCCGGAAUAUCCAUUCUGUUAUCUUUUGGUUACGUUUGUAUGUUUUGACCUCUGAGACAAAUGUAACCCUUAAUAUGUAUAUAAAGAAGUUUUUUUACCUAAUAAACCCUGUCUUUUUGAUUAUUACGUCUGCUUUUCAAAAAUGGAAGAAUAACGGAGAUGAUUGAAAGAUGAAACAAGCAAAAUAAAUGGCGUCAAACUUGUAUUGUCUUCGUCAAACUCUUGGUGAAUUAAAGAGAUCUCAUUACUGUUCUGGCUGCUCUUGCUGCUCCACAGCACAGCUCUGAUUUCCUUCUCCGGCCUAACAGACCACCUCCUCCACCCAACCAGACCUCUGACCUCCUGUGCCGAGUGUGUGACUUUCUCAAUGUUCCCCUCUUGUUGUAUUACCCGUCUGUUGAGCUGUAAUCUAGGAGAGGUAGAGGAAGGUCCAGUGAGGGGCAAGGCCCCCUUGCACACCUAGUGGUGGUUCCUGGAACAGCAACGUCCUCGACCAAUGGCUAACGGCUUUGUGUAUG
Messenger RNA from Gadus chalcogrammus (walleye pollock), 4849 nucleotides. Its product is annotated as BAR_ACAPs and ArfGap_ACAP domain-containing protein. The record is from RefSeq and is a predicted model, not a curated record. Lineage: Eukaryota; Metazoa; Chordata; Actinopteri; Gadiformes; Gadidae. Bases 256 to 4287 code for a protein of 1343 amino acids. Gene Ontology annotation, molecular function: GTPase activator activity; protein binding. The transcript has 15 exons. Gene Ontology annotation, cellular component: cytoplasm.